Messenger RNA from Oryzias melastigma (Indian medaka), 1524 nucleotides. It is a transcript of the gene oxsm, whose product is annotated as 3-oxoacyl-ACP synthase, mitochondrial. The coding region runs from base 26 to 1387 and encodes 453 amino acids. The record is from RefSeq and is a predicted model, not a curated record. Lineage: Eukaryota; Metazoa; Chordata; Actinopteri; Beloniformes; Adrianichthyidae. Gene Ontology annotation, biological process: fatty acid biosynthetic process. Gene Ontology annotation, molecular function: 3-oxoacyl-[acyl-carrier-protein] synthase activity. The transcript is spliced from 2 exons.
CUUAAAGCUCCUCCAGGGGCAGACGAUGUCCGUCUGGACCACAGUCCGGGUGAAAGUUCAUCCCGGCAGGGCUUUCCUUCGAAAUGCCCACGUUUGUCCAAAGGGAGUCCGGCUCAGCAGCGGGCGGAGGGUUGUGAUUACGGGCCUUGGGCUGGUGUGCCCGCUGGGCACCGGCUGCAAGCUGCCCUGGGAAUCUCUGAUCCAAGGUCGGAGCGGGCUCGUGGCUCUGAACUCUGAGGAGUACCGGGCCCUCCCCUGCAGGGUGGCAGCUCUGGUGCCUAGAGGGGCCGAUGAGGGCCAGUUUAAGGAGGACAGGUUCGCCUCUCGGGGGGAAAUCAGCAGCAUGUCUGCAGCAACUGUGAUGGCCCUGGGAGCAGCACAGCUGGCUCUGGAGGACGCGGGCUGGUUCCCUGAGAGCCCAGAGGAGCAGGUCAGUACGGGGGUGGCAGUUGGCAUGGGUAUGGUGUCACUGGACGAGAUUGCCAGCACCUCUGCUGCCUUUAAGGAGAGAGGCUACAAGAAAGUAAGCCCCUUCUUUGUCCCCCGCAUCCUCGUCAACAUGGCAGCUGGCCACAUCAGCAUCAAGCACAACCUGAAGGGACCCAACCAUGCUGUGUCCACAGCGUGCACCACAGGAGCUCACGCCGUUGGGGAUGCAGCCAGGUUCAUCGCUCACGGAGAUGCAGUUGCUAUGGUUACGGGGGGCACGGAAUCCUGUGUGGGGCCUCUCUCCAUAGCCGGCUUUGCCAGAGCGCGAGCACUUGCCACCAAGUGGAACGACAGACCCACAUUGGCCUCCAGGCCCUUCCACCCAGAGAGAGAGGGCUUUGUGAUGGGGGAGGGAGCAGCAGUGCUCCUGCUGGAGGAGCUGGACCACGCUGUGAAGAGAGGAGCCAGGAUCUAUGCCGAGGUGCUGGGAUACGGGCUCUCAGGGGAUGCCAGUCACAUAACGGCCCCCUCUGCAGAUGGAGAUGGGGCUUUCAGGUGCAUGUCUGCAGCCCUCAAAGAUGCAGGCAUCUCCCCGGCAGACGUCACAUACAUCAACGCUCACGCCACCUCCACGCCUUUGGGCGAUGCUGCCGAAAACGCCGCCAUCAAUAGGCUCUUCCAUCAAACCGCAGACACGCUGGCUGUGUCGUCCACCAAGGGAGCCACCGGGCAUCUGCUGGGUGCCGCUGGCGCCCUGGAGGCUGCAUUCUCCGCUCUAGCCUGCUACCACGGGAUACUGCCCCCAACCCUGAACCUGGACCGCACAGAACCAGAGUUUAGCCUCAAUUAUGUCGCCUGCGCGGCACAGCCGUGGCGAACUCGGGGCCGCCGGGUGGCUCUCACCAACUCGUUUGGAUUUGGCGGCACCAACGCGUCCCUGUGUCUAAGUAGUAUGUGAGCUGCCUCUGGAAUGACUGAAGAUCUCAAACUAUGACUUUACUGAAUGAAAAUGAUCAAAUCAUUUUUCUUCUCCGAUCCGUGUCUUGUGGUUUAUAAGCUAACAGAAAUAAUUCAUAAAUGUCUGCACCCUUUUGA